GAGAGAGAGAGAGAGAGAGAGAAUACGCUCAGUGCGCAGAAACAGAGGCAGACAGAAGUAGUGCGCGUUAGAGCUCGUACCAUCGUGCUGAAGGUGACGAGUAGAGGAUUGCAAACAGACAGAGAGAGAGACUCUUGCUGAAGGUGACGCGAUGCUCCGCACCGUCAUGCUCCUGUUGUGUGUGUGUGUUUGCGCGGCGGUUAUCACCGGAGCGGCCGCCCGCCAAAACAACGGAAAUUUUCUAGACGACAAAUGGCUGACGGCUCGAUGGGACAAAUUUCGUGACGAAGUAGAGGAGCCGGGAUCAUGGAACCCUGGGAAGCCGCUUGAUCAAGCUCUGGAUCCUGCCAAAGACCCCUGCUUGAAGAUCAAAUGCGGCCGACACAAGCAGUGUGUGGCUGAAGACUACAAAACUCCGACCUGCGUUAGCCAGACAAGUGUAAAGAGCACAAGUUUCAAGGAUGUGCUGGUGAAAUGUAAGAGAUGUCCGUUGACACGUCCUGCACCAGUGUGUGCGACAGACAGACACACUUAUUCCACCAAGUGUCAAAUGGAGUAUCAGGCAUGUAUCUCUGCAACACAGAUUGCAGUGAAGUGUUCAGGACAGUGUCCAUGUGUGUCAGAAAUAAACAAAGCUGUGGAGAAGAAAGAGUGCAGUGAUGCUGAACUGAACAAAGUGGCAAGCAGAUUGAGAGACUGGAGCAGAGAUGUGUACGAAAGCAGCAAGAAGCCGAAGCUCUUCAAACCAGAAAUAAUGGAUGUGACUAAAGGACCUGUCUGUAAAGGCUCCCUGGACUGGAUGUUCACCAGACUGGACAUGAACUUUGACCUUCACCUUGACCAAUCAGAACUGUCCAGCCUCAUCUUGGAGAGGGAAGAUCCGUGCACAAAGACUUUCCUCAGGUCAUGUGACCUGGGCCGAGACCAGCUCAUCUCCAGCAAAGAGUGGUGCUCAUGUUACCAGAGACAUCUGGAGUCUCCCUGCCAGUCAGAGAUUACGAACAUCCACAAACAGCAAGCUAGGAAGAAACUACUGGGUCAGUACGUCCCCUCCUGCGACGAGGACGGCUUCUAUAAGCCACACCAAUGCCAUGGCAGCAGUGGACUGUGCUGGUGUGUGGAUCGCUAUGGAAACAAGGUCGCCGGGUCACGCAGGAUGGGACCGGCCGAAUGUGCAUUCGAGGGUUCAGGAGACUUUGGGAGUGGGGACUCGUUGCUCUCUGAUGACGAGGAUGACGUCGUCUUGAACGAUCAGGAGGACAUGGGAGACGACGAGGAAUACGACGAUGACGAUGACGACGGCUACUUGUCGUAAUCAACGUUAUGUGGGGUUUUUUUGUUUGGCUUUUGUUUUUUGUUUUUUGUUUUUCUAAAAGAGGAAGGAGAAACCAAAAGCACGUUUUUAGGCAUCACUUGUAGAAAUGAAGUACUAAUAUUACUAAUGGCUUAGAUAAAGGUAUAUUUCCCUCUCGCUGUGUAACAUUUGUAUUUUACAGAAAAAAUAUAGAACUGAUUAAUACAAUGCAUUUUAUUUUUGUUAUUCUUAUGUGGCUGGACGUUAUUGAGAGUGACUCUGCUGUAUUCCUUUGGCAAGGAAGUAGGAAUGAUCUCACACACACACACACACACUCACACAUACACACAAUGACAGAAUUUCUUCUACUUCCAUGUGUGUCCUUGUUUUUCUGUACCUUACAGACUUCGUUGCAACCUUUUAUCAGUUUAUAGUUACCUUUACCGUUGUCCAUGAAAAAAAGUAAGUUCUUCUAAUCACUUACAUUACAGCAGCUGUAAAUAGGCGUUCUGUCACUGUUUUUUUUCUCUCUUUUGAAAUGAAUAAGACAAAAAAAAAUGCAGCGUUGAUACUAGAGACUCCUUCCAAAUAAUUUACACUGUACAUGUAUGCCGCUUUUUUCUCUCAUCACAGUAAAGUAAAAAGGAACAUGUAGAACUCUCGACACUAAAUGAAUGAUAAGGGAUGUCUCUAGCUACCAACAAGACAUUUGACCCUUUAAACAUGAGGUUCUUUCAGAAAACACUCAUGUCAGAAGGCACAAUCUACAAAUCAAGUCAACUAGCUGAGAAAAUUAGCAUAACUCAACAAAUUAUUUAGUUAUUAAGUUUAAUUAUCAGACCUUUGGCUGCUAAAAGAUCUUGUUUGCCAAUAGCAGAGUGACAAACUGUUGGUCUGAAAUGAACAAGCAAUUAUUUUCAGGAUGAUUUGCACUUUUGUUUUGGCUUGUAUAAGACUAAAGUUAAGGUUUGUCUAAAUCUUGAUUCAUUCUAACUUGGUCUUGAAUAAUCUUAAUGAGUCCAUCAUGAAUCAGUGGAACUCUACCUUGAACCAUUUCAAAUCAAUUUUGACUCAUCGGAGCUGUUCAAAUUCCAACUUGACUCAUUUGAACUGCACGAGGAGUCAUUGGAACGCCAUCAUGAAUCAUUUCAACACAGUCUUGACUCAUUGGAACUCAGAUGCUGAAUAACUGAUAACUUUGACUGAUUUGAAAAUCAUGGUCACUCAUUUGAAUCUGCUCUUGACUAAUUGGAAGUCUUUGAUUUAUUUGAACAACAAACUUGACUCAUUUGAGCAUGAUCUUGACAGUUAAACUUAAUUUUGACUCGAUCUUGACUCGAUUUGAACUUGAUCUUGACUCACUGAAACUGAUUACAGAAACACUCACAAACACUAAAAACAAAAUGCUACAAAUGGGCCAAAUAAAAGAAAAAAAAAAACAUUGAAGUACCCCUUUAAAACAGAGUGUUACGCAAGAGACACAUUGGCUGAUGAGAUACAAUAAUAAUCACACACAAACACACACAGGCAUCUGUGUUUGUGCUCCAGCUUUUGAAGGCGACGCCAAACCUGAGAUCAGACUCACUGGAGCGUUGUGUGUCUCUCUCGCUCACACACAUACACACACACAGACACACACAUACACACACAGUAUUUUGUUGUUAUGUGUCAUCUGUUAGUUGUCCUGAGAUGUACAGUGCCUUUGAGUAGAAGAGAAAGAAACUUCUAGGGAAUUUUAGCCUACAGGGUUGUUUGGUUUUGUUAAUUUUUUUCUUUUUCACCUCCCUGUAUUCCUCUGUGUGUGUUUCUGUGGACCGUUUAUAUUUUUCAACUGACAAAACGUACAAAAAGUUCCAGAUUUUCAAUAUGGCUAUGUCUGUAGUGUCACUUCAUGAUCUUUUGAUUUGAUCCGGAGUUCGAUUUAGUUGCGUUUCACGUUUGCGUCCACGUCAGAACAAAAUAGAGAAGCUAGAAAAAAAUAAAUCCCCAUUAUGCACAUCUGUCUAGCUUGUUUUAGUUCAGUUUUGUUUUAGAAAUUCUAAAUGCAUUUUUUUACAGUGUACGUAAUAUUUGCUGAAAUAAAGUUCUAUCAACCUGAA
This is a messenger RNA of Tachysurus fulvidraco (yellow catfish), 3393 nucleotides long. RefSeq names its product SPARC (osteonectin), cwcv and kazal like domains proteoglycan 3 (gene spock3). The transcript has 12 exons. The record is from RefSeq and is a predicted model, not a curated record. NCBI's taxonomy places the organism in Eukaryota, Metazoa, Chordata, Actinopteri, Siluriformes, Bagridae. Gene Ontology annotation, molecular function: calcium ion binding; protein binding. The coding region runs from base 152 to 1315 and encodes 387 amino acids.